This is a messenger RNA of Biomphalaria glabrata, 2253 nucleotides long. RefSeq lists its product as uncharacterized. The record is from RefSeq and is a predicted model, not a curated record. Lineage: Eukaryota; Metazoa; Mollusca; Gastropoda; Planorbidae. The coding region runs from base 1441 to 2172 and encodes 243 amino acids. The transcript has 4 exons.
AUGACCUCUAAGUACGCAUAUAUUCUGUGUGUUCCUUUCAUGAAUUUGACAUUCUUAUCGAGGCAUGGGUCUGAAAGGUUUCGAAUCACAUACUCUUCCUUUGAUACACAAAUCCAGAAGACUUGCAAGACUUUCCAUUUACCCUCAACACAUGACUUUGGUCCCGGGCACGCCACUGUUCAUAGAAAUAGAACAAUAACUGUUUCUUUGAGAGAAAGACGAUGGAGGCUGUAGGUUACAUCAUCGCUAUGGCAGUCCUAGGAAGUUUCAUUAUUGCCACAUUUAUCUCUACUGUGUGUAUGUGUCAAAAGUACAGACGACUUAUUUCCCGACAUCGUAUCAACCUAAAAGAAGAGAAUUAUAACCGGAUAGAUGUCACUCAAGUUGAUCCCGCAGUGUAUGAGCAGCAUAAUGAUCAAGCGAUUGAAGAAUUACCAGAUGUAGCAACCCCCCAAGUCCCCUGUCCGCCAUCUCGUCACUCUGGCUAUAUUGACGUGAAAGAAGCACAUUACCAAACGGCUAGUGAAGCUCAAAGCAAACCAAGUGACUUAGAGAGCCAUUACGCUGAAAUAUGAGAUGAAAUAUGAAAUGAUUGCGGAGUCUUACUAUUCAAAUUAGCAAAGAAGGGAGAGCUAUUGUAAUAUUAAUGUGAUAGAUUUUUACUGUUCUUUGGUGUCAGGCUAACAAUGAAAUGUGAAGUGAACUUUUGUGAACCGUAUUUGUAACACGUCUUUGUUUACAUGUCAAACCAAAGUACAUGUUUACCUUUUAUUUCAGUACUUGAUAUGUUCUCUUAUUGUCAAUGUUUUUAUUUCAUUCUGAAUGUUUGAUCGUGUCUGCCAGAUUUUUAUUUCAAGUUAAAAUUAAUACAAAUGUACACAUAGAAUGAUUGAAAACAAUGUAAACAAUGUCUCCAAAGUCACUUCAAUGUUUUCACUGUUCAAAAUAAUAAUAAUAAUAAGACAUAUGUAUGUAUUUAUGUAUGUAUGCCCCGAAUAAAAAUAAAAAUCAUUUGACCAAAUUUGGUAAAUAUUUGCAUAAAUGUUCCUUGGAUACGAAUGAUAAAACUAACAUAUGUAACAAACUACAACAAACUGAAGACCCUAAAAAACGUUGCCCAACUCUAUAGAGUAUUACAAUGUCAUGGAUAGAGUUCGAACAGCUAUAUUUACAUAAGACAUGGCCAAAAGAUCACAGAUGCGCAGGAUCUAAGACUAAAUGUAAUUCUUAGAUAUACUCUUCGCAAAUAUUUUUUUCUUUGACACACGAAGAUACAAAUUUGGUCUAGCCAUUUAAUUAAUUAAAAUAAUUUAACUUUCAAAUUUAUUUUUCAAAAGCAUUUUUUACAACUAUCCAUCCAUCCAUCCCAGUGGCGCUACAGCCCAUGGAGGGCUCAGGCCUGCAUCAACACAUCCAUCCAUCCCAGUGGCGCUACAGCCCAUGGAGGGCUCAGGCCUGCUUCAACACAUCCAUCCAUCCCAGUGGCGCUACAGCCCAUGGAGGGCUCAGGCCUGCUUCAACACAUCCAUCCAUCCCAGUGGCGCUACAGCCCAUGGAGGGCUCAGGUCUGCUUCAACACAUCCAUCCAUCCCAGUGGCGCUACAGCCCAUGGAGGGCUCAGGCCUGCUUCAACACAUCCAUCCAUCCCAGUGGCGCUACAGCCCAUGGAGGGCUCAGGCCUGCUUCAACACAUCCUUCCAUCCCAGUGGCGCUACAGCCCAUGGAGGGCUCAGGCCUGCUUCAACACAUCCAUCCAUCCCAGUGGCGCUACAGCCCAUGAAGGGCUCAGGCCUGCUUCAACACAUCCAUCCAUCCCAGUGGCGCUACAGCCCAUGGAGGGCUCAGGCCUGCUUCAACACAUCCAUCCAUCCCAGUGGCGCUACAGCCCAUGAAGGGCUCAGGCCUGCUUCAACACAUCCAUCCAUCCCAGUGGCGCUACAGCCCAUGAAGGGCUCAGGCCUGCUUCAACACAUCCAUCCAUCCCAGUGGCGCUACAGCCCAUGGAGGGCUCAGGCCUGCUUCAACACAUCCAUCCAUCCCAGUGGCGCUACAGCCCAUGAAGGGCUCAGGCCUGCUUCAACACAUCCAUCCAUCCCAGUGGCGCUACAGCCCAUGAAGGGCUCAGGCCUGCUUCAACACAUCCAUCCAUCCCAGUGGCGCUACAGCCCAUGAAGGGCUCAGGCCUGCUUCAACACAUCCAUCCAUCCCAGUGGCGCUACAGCCCAUGGAGGGCUCAGGCCUGCUUCAACACAU